CGAUAAACACGCUGCCGAUGUGCUGCCACUUAGCUCCGGCACGACUAGCCACGUCGUCGCAGCACUGCUUGUCCUGUUCCUAGCAUCUGUUCAGCCUCAACGUGAUUAAGUAUUCCGGUCCUCUUCCCUCACUUGAUUGCUUUAGACUACGGCAAGAUGGCAACCACCGAGAGCAAGCGAGAGCGGAAGCCGUCCACUUCCGCUCCCAUCACUGACUUCCAGGGUCCUGUUGGCCCGGAAGGCAUCACAAGGCCGAAGCACAAGCGGACCGUCACAGGCUUUGGUGCUCAAGAAAUCAAGAGUGUUGAGGCGAGCAUUCCUGAGCCACAACGAGCGGCAUGGAAGAAGUACUCGGCCAAAGAAUUCACGACCCCGGAUGAGUUCGAACAGGCGGUCGUCAAGCACAUCGAAACCACUCUCGCCCGCUCCCUUUUCAACUGCGAUGAGGCCGCCGCCUACUCCGGCACAGCUCUGGCCUUCCGUGACCGGCUGGUCAUUGAGUGGAACCGCACGCAACAGCAGCAGACGCUCGCUGACCAGAAGAGAGUGUACUAUCUUUCCCUCGAGUUCUUGAUGGGCAGAGCGCUAGACAAUGCCAUGCUCAACGUUGGCAUGAAGGACGUAGCCCGCAAGGGUCUCUCGGAGCUCGGCUUCCGUAUGGAAGACAUUGUCUCGCAGGAGCGAGAUGCUGCGUUGGGUAAUGGUGGUCUGGGUCGUCUUGCGGCUUGCUUCCUCGACUCCCUUGCUACGCUCAACUACCCGGCUUGGGGCUACGCUUUGAGGUACAAGUACGGUAUCUUCCGGCAGGAGAUCAUUGAUGGCUACCAGGUCGAAGUGCCGGAUUACUGGCUUGACUUUAACCCGUGGGAGUUCCCUCGCCAUGAUGUUACCGUGGACGUGCAGUUCUACGGCAAUGUCCGGAAGUACAUGGACGAGAGCGGUAAGCAGGUCAGUGUGUGGGAGAACGGCGAGAUUGUCACCGCUGUGGCGUACGAUGCGCCUGUCCCCGGCUACGGGACGAGGACAACGAACAACCUGCGUUUGUGGUCUAGCAAGGCCUCCCACGGCGAGUUUGACUUCACGAAGUUCAACUCGGGUGAGUACGAGGCAUCCGUAGCUGAUCAGCAGCGUGCGGAGACCAUCUCCGCCGUGUUGUAUCCUAACGACAGCCUGGAGCGUGGUAAGGAACUCCGCUUGAAGCAGCAGUACUUCUGGUGCGCUGCAUCACUCUACGAUAUCGUCCGCCGCUUCAAGAAGUCAAAGAAGGCGUGGAAGGACUUCCCGAAUCAGGUCGCCAUUCAGCUCAAUGACACCCACCCGACGCUCGCCAUUCCUGAGCUUCAGCGUAUCCUGAUUGACCAGGAGGGCCUAGAGUGGGACGAAGCAUGGAGCAUUGUACAGUCCACUUUCGGCUACACCAACCACACCGUGCUUCCGGAAGCACUCGAGAAGUGGUCUGUGCCGCUCAUUCAGCACCUCCUGCCUCGCCACCUUCAAAUCAUCUAUGACAUCAACCUGAACUUCUUGCAAUACGUCGAGCGUAACUUCCCCAAGGAGCGCGACAUGCUGUCUCGCGUAUCGAUCAUCGAGGAAUCCAAUCCGAAGAUGGUGCGCAUGGCUUACCUCGCGCUUAUUGGCAGCCACAAGGUCAACGGUGUCGCCGAGCUGCAUUCCGACCUCAUCAAGACUACGAUCUUUAAGGACUUCGUCAAGAUCUAUGGCCCAGACAAGUUCACCAACGUCACCAACGGCAUCACGCCGCGCCGCUGGCUGCACCAGGCGAACCCGCGUCUCUCCGAGCUCAUCGCCAGCAAGUUGGGCAGCUACGACUACCUCCGUGACCUAACGCUCCUCCACAAGAUCGAAGCGUAUGUCGACGACAAGGAGUUCCGCAAGGCAUUCCAGGACAUCAAGUACGCCAACAAAGCCCGUCUUGCAGCGUAUACGUUAGAAGUGCAAGGCAUCAAAGUCAACCCGAAGGCUCUCUUCGACAUUCAGGUCAAGCGUAUCCACGAGUACAAGCGCCAGCAGCUGAACAUAUUCGGCGUUAUCCACCGCUAUCUCGAGCUCAAGGCGAUGUCUCCGAAGGAUCGCAACAAGGUGCAGCCGCGCGUGUCGUUCUUCGGUGGUAAGGCGGCGCCUGGUUACUGGAUGGCGAAGACGGUCAUUCAUCUCAUCAACCAGGUCAGUAAGGUCAUCAACGCGGACAAGGAGAUAGGAGACCUGCUCAAGGUGGUCUUCUUGGAGGACUACAAUGUCAGCAAGGCGGAGAUCAUUAUUCCGGCUAGUGAUAUCAGUGAGCAUAUCUCCACGGCUGGAACGGAGGCUUCCGGCACGUCGAAUAUGAAGUUUGUGCUCAACGGUGGGCUGGUUAUUGGUACAUGCGAUGGUGCGAACAUCGAAAUUACUCGUGAAGUCGGCGAGGACAACAUUUUCCUCUUCGGCAACCUCUCCGAAGAUGUCGAGGACCUACGGCACCAGCACUUCUACGGCGACUUCAAGCUCGACCCCAUGCUCCAGAAAGUGUUCGACACCAUCAAGUCCGGCAUGUUCGGUGACGCCGGCCAGUUCUCGGCUCUGGUCAACUCGAUUGUGGAGCACGGAGACUACUACCUCGUGUCUGACGACUUCAAGUCGUACAUUGACACGCAGAAGCUCAUUGACGAGGCGUACAAGGACCAGGAGGCGUGGUUGACCAAGACUAUCACGAGCGUGAGCCGGAUGGGCUUUUUCAGCAGUGACCGGUGUAUCGAUGAGUAUGCGGAGAUGAUCUGGAAUGUCGAGCCUUUGACACCGCCGAAGCAGAAUGGUGCAUGAGGGAAAAUGAAAUGACUGUUAUGCGUCACGGAGUAUGGUUGAGAAGCGAGUGAAAAGUUCGUUUGCGUUUGGUGUCCGGUAGAUCUCACAUAAUACAGUAGACAGUCUACUAGUCCUCCUUGAAACGAGAAACCGACUUACUC
This is a messenger RNA of Baudoinia panamericana UAMH 10762, 2960 nucleotides long. Its product is annotated as glycosyltransferase family 35 protein. The transcript has 3 exons. Gene Ontology annotation, molecular function: pyridoxal phosphate binding; glycogen phosphorylase activity. Gene Ontology annotation, biological process: glycogen catabolic process. NCBI's taxonomy places the organism in Eukaryota, Fungi, Ascomycota, Dothideomycetes, Mycosphaerellales, Teratosphaeriaceae. The record is from RefSeq and is a predicted model, not a curated record. The coding region runs from base 157 to 2817 and encodes 886 amino acids. Gene Ontology annotation, cellular component: cytoplasm.